Penicillium chermesinum is the source of this 1854-nucleotide messenger RNA. Its product is annotated as WD40 repeat domain-containing protein. The transcript has 2 exons. The record is from RefSeq and is a predicted model, not a curated record. Gene Ontology annotation, biological process: positive regulation of anaphase-promoting complex-dependent catabolic process; positive regulation of ubiquitin protein ligase activity; anaphase-promoting complex-dependent catabolic process. Bases 1 to 1854 code for a protein of 617 amino acids. Gene Ontology annotation, molecular function: anaphase-promoting complex binding; protein binding; ubiquitin ligase activator activity. Lineage: Eukaryota; Fungi; Ascomycota; Eurotiomycetes; Eurotiales; Aspergillaceae. Gene Ontology annotation, cellular component: anaphase-promoting complex.
AUGGCGACAGCUACAGUGACUACGCCGAAGAAGAGCCACCACGGCCUAUUUUCCAGCAGGACGGCUGGUGGUCGGAUGCCUUUGACGCCUUCUCCUCACGCAACCCGUACCGCAACAAUUACUCCUCAGGCUUCUGAGCAGGAGUCCCCCUUUACUCCUCCUCGUCAAUCGGACAUGUCUCGGGGGAAACCACAGUCGGUAUAUGGCGGCGACCUCUCAUCCUACUUUGCCAAGUCCAACCCCAAGGCCAACCCAAAGGGGAGUGCAAAGCCCAGCGCUAAGCCUUCGACUCGUCCCACUCACCGGGACUCGCCCAAGUCCAACAUUGCUUCACGGGCCCGGAAAUCACCCAAGCAUCUCGAGCUGGGUUCCCCUUCUAGGGAGCGCCGGCGUGAAGUGAACGUUCGCCCUCGCCCUGGAAAGAGCACAUUGCGAGUGGCUCACAAUACUGGUGAUCGAUUUAUCCCCAACCGAAGUGCCAGUGAGGGUCUGGUGACCACCGGUGCAGCGAAGCCGGAAGACAACCAACGUCCCAAAACCAGUAGUGGGGAGGGUUCUACUGUCCUUGCAUCUGCAAGCGCUUUUGACAUCAACGCUCGAGCAGCGGAGGACGAUCUUACAUCCGCACUGGAGAACAUGGGAUUAGAAGACAAUGAGCCUUCUAGCUACAGCCGCCCCGCCCCAGACUCAGUUGCAUAUGAGUCAUCAUUGGCCAACGCCUGCGACAUCAACUUGAACACACGUAUCCUGGCAUUCAAGCCGCCUCCACCAGAGUCCACCAAGCCCAUCGACUUACGUGCUCAAUACAACCGUCCUCUUCGCCCCUCCAAAUCCUCCGCCGCUCAGUUCCGUCGCCGUGUUCAGACCGCUCCUGAGCGAGUACUGGAUGCACCCGGUCUGCUCGAUGACUACUACCUCAACCUCUUGGAUUGGAGCUCUGGCAACCAGGUUGCCAUUGGGCUUGAGCGCAAUGUCUACGUCUGGUCCGCUGAGUCGGGCACCGUCAACUGUCUUCUGGAGACAUCACCCGAUACAUAUGUGAGCAGCGUAAAGUGGAGUGGCGACGGUGCCUAUGUUGGCGUUGGUCUUGGAACUGGUGAGGUUCAGAUCUGGGAUGUUGAAGAAGGAUCCAAGCUGCGCAGUAUGCAUGGCCAUGACUCUCGUGUUGGCGUUAUGGGCUGGUCCAAGCACACUCUGUCUACGGGUGCCCGAAGUGGUCUUGUCUUCAACCACGAUGUUCGUAUUGCUCAGCACAAGGUCGCAGAGCUUGUCUCCCACACUUCCGAGGUUUGUGGUUUGGAAUGGCGUUCCGACGGCGCACAGCUUGCUACUGGUGGUAACGACAACAUGGUGAAUAUCUGGGAUGCUCGUUCUCUCAAUGCCCCCAAGUUCACCAAGACCAACCACCGUGCUGCAGUCAAGGCACUCAGCUGGUGCCCCUGGCAACUCAACCUGCUGGCUACCGGAGGUGGAUCAUAUGACCGUCACAUCCAUUUCUGGAACACCACAACCGGUGCCCGCACGAACAGCAUCGAUACUGGAUCCCAAGUCACCAGUCUUCGCUGGAGCAAUCACUACCGCGAGAUUGUGAGCUCCAGUGGCUUCCCAGACAACUCGUUGAGCAUUUGGAGCUACCCAACUCUCGUGCGCAAUGUGGAAAUUCCAGCCCAUGAGACUCGUGUCUUGCACAGUAGCCUGAGCCCUGAUGGACAGAUGCUUGCUACGGCUGCUGCAGAUGAGAGCCUGAAGUUCUGGAAGGUUUUCGAGCGCAAAGCCGGCACCAGUGCCUCGGCCUCGCGUGAAGGCGGCGUUGGAAGCAAAGCACAAUUAACCAAGGCCAUGACGAUUCGCUAG